GGAGCGAAAAAAAAAAAAAAAGUUUACUUCAUCACGCGUAAGAACUUCGUACGAUGAAUGCAUUUUUCUAUUCAUACAGCGUAGAUGAGCAUGAGCAGCUGUGGAAAAUAUAAACGUAUGAACGUGACAAGUGAAGGAAAAAGGCAGAGGUUACCUUGUCGCCGCGCACGUAGGGACUAACUUUUUUUUUCGAUUCGUAUUCCCACGCAAGUGAUGCCCAAUUUGGUGUCACAUUAGGGCUAUUCGUCCCAUACAUAAUUAUACGCGAAUAACUGUGCACGGCACUAACGCUGUAUGAACGAAAUUGACGGGAGAAGCAGCACCAGGAGGGUCUUCCCCCGCGCCAGAGAGCAAAUCUUUAUCAAGUCCAAUUGAACUGUUCAGCAGGCUAGGAAAAAAGAAGAGUCACUUGUGAGGUUUUUUACUGAGAAACAUCAAAAAGGGCAAAACAUAAGUCGCCAAGAACGUUAAUGAUACGUGAACGGAUGUAAGAAAAAAACUCAGGUGAGCACUUAUUUUUGGAAAAAGCGAACCAUUUGGCUGAUCAAAGAUAGGGAUAGCAUUACUGUCCUGUGAAAAUACCUACCGGAGGAAGUACUUACGUGCGGUGUAGUAUUUUGCCCCUCCGUUGAGCAGCGUACCGAUAGAAAGCUACACUUUGAAAGUUGCUUGACUUGUCUUUCCUUCUUCCACCCUGCUGAGAAACCAUGCCGAAAUACUACUGCGAAUAUUGCGACAUCUACCUAACGCACAGCUCCCCGGUGGGGCGCAGACAGCACAUCCAAGGGAGAAAACACAUAAGUGCAAAAAUUGAGUAUUUCCAGAAUUUGCUAAGGGAAGAAGGCAUAACCCCACAGAACUUUUUAGGGUUUCUAGGAAACAGGGCGUUCAAUAAUAUGCUAGGGAACCCAAUGAUGAAUAAUAUGAUGCCAGGAAAUUUCCCCAUGCACAUGAAACAUGGCGGUAUGAAGCACCACUCACAUUAUUCGCGCCAUUCACAUCGCCAUCAUAUGUCCCAUGGUAGGUACAACAGGGAAAGGCACGGCCACCAUAGCUACUCUAGUAAAUAUCACUCGCACCCUAUGCACAUGAAUAGCAAUAGCAUCGGAAACCCAUCAGGCUUUUCAAACGGUAAAUAUUCUGGUAGCUUUUUUUCCUCCCCAAACGCUAUGCACGGUAAUGGGAAGAUGUUUAAUAAUACCAUUCGAGAUUUGGUAAGCAACGUGAAUAUUGACAGUGACCCAGUUAAGGACAGCCAGAAUGGGGAACGAGUUGGAGAUAAUGCGAUUGACAAGGUGAGCAGCGGCAUGCACGAUCAGGGGGAUCGCGGCGAUCUGGGGGAUCAUGCCGAUCACGCUGAUCAUGCCGGUCCGGUCAGUGCCACUGAUGGUACUGCGAAUGGGAAUGAUCAGGUGAGUGUGGAUGCCUAG
This is a messenger RNA of Plasmodium vivax (malaria parasite P. vivax), 1430 nucleotides long. RefSeq lists its product as hypothetical. Lineage: Eukaryota; Apicomplexa; Aconoidasida; Haemosporida; Plasmodiidae. Gene Ontology annotation, molecular function: pre-mRNA 5'-splice site binding; zinc ion binding. Gene Ontology annotation, biological process: mRNA splicing, via spliceosome; mRNA 5'-splice site recognition; spliceosomal snRNP assembly. The transcript has a single exon. The record is from RefSeq and is a predicted model, not a curated record. Gene Ontology annotation, cellular component: nucleus; U1 snRNP. The coding region runs from base 708 to 1430 and encodes 240 amino acids.